ACAUGUUUGUCUAAAGUCACCCCAGCCCUCUCUUGAUCCGAAAAGUGGGUAUGGGUGGGCACUCAUCCCUAAGGGUGCCGGGGGCUCGGGCGCCCGGUGGGCUGCGGUGAAAGGCCCUGGGCUGACCCACCCGGCUCCGGCAGCCAGCCGCGGCCCCCUGGACCCCGGCGCGGGCGAGCCCAGAUCUGUCUGCACCGCAUCCCCACGCCCGGCACGCCGCGCUCGGGUUGCGGGGCAACGGGACGUAGAGACGCCGGGCGCGCCGGAGAAGCCCGCCCCCGCCAGCCUCUGCUCCUUUUCCUCCAGACGCCGUUGCCCGGUCACUCCUGGUCCCCCGGCCGGGUCCCUGCUCCCUGCCUCGGUCCGUCCGCUGCCCUCGCCAGGGACUCCGCGCCAGGACGCUCGGCAGCAGUGGAUAAGGCCCGGCGCAGGCACCGCCCCCCCCCCCCCCGCUGCGCGAGGCGACGUCACUUCCGCCGGCGACCCCUUCCCGACCCUGAGCCCCCAACCCUGUCACAGGAUCGCCGCGGUCCCGUGGAGGUCCACGCUGCUCCCUUCUUGGGCGCGGGCCCUGGGGGCUGCCAUGGCCCCCGGCCACCUGUCGGUGCGGGAGAUGAGGGAGGAGGAGAGGCCCCUGGUGCUGGAGAUGCUGAAGGCCGGCGUGAAGGACACAGAAAACCGCGUGGCCCUGCAUGCUUUGACACGGCCACCAGCCCUGCUUCUCCUGGCAGCAGCCAGCAGCGGCCUGCGCUUCGUCCUGGCCUCCUUCGCCCUGGCCCUCCUCCUGCCUGUGUUCCUGGCAGUGGCAGCCAUGAAGCUGGGCCUGAGGGCCCGGUGGGGCUCACUGCCUCCACCAGGCAGCUUGGGGGGCCCCUGGGUGGCGGUUCAGAGCUCUGGCGAUGUGUGCGGGGUCCUGGCUCUGGCCCCCCACCCAAAGGUGGGGAGCGGGGCCCAGGUCACCCGUCUCUCCGUCUCCCGCUGGCACCGCCGCCAGGGCGUGGGCAGGAGGCUGCUGGCCUUUGCUGAAUCCCGGGCCCGGGCCUGGGCAGGGGGCAUGGGGGAGCCCCGGGCCCAGCUCGUGGUCCCGGUGGCUGUGGCAGCUUGGGGGGUAGCAGGGAUGCUGGAGGGCUGCGGCUACCAGGCCGAGGGGGGUUGGGGCUACAUGGGGUACACGUUGGUGAGGGAGUUCAGCAAAGACUUGUGACUCCAGCUUGCCUGAGAGCUGAGCUUGGGCUAGUUGUUCCCUUCACCACGGCCCUUUGGGGAGGAUGGGGAGGGUGGGUGACCUGCCAGUGAAUCCCCAACCCUCCCAGGGCCCAGAACCCUGAGGCUGCAGAGGGGAAGAGACCCACCGUAACCUGCUUGACGUCUGCAGUGUCCAGUGUGUAGUGUUAGGGCCUCUGGAGUGGAUUCGCUCUUUUCCUUCCUGGCUCUAGGGGGGCCCCCCAAAGCUCAACCUGUCCACCCCUCACCUCAGGUUCUGUCUGCACUGAGAAAGCUCCUGGGACCACCUGUCUGCAAAGUCCUGUUUGUGCUACAGGCCUGGGAGAGACGUGGGGGGCAGGAGGCUUAGCAAGAAGGCCCCCCAGGAGUUAGGCCUUGAAGGCCUCCCUGGGAAUGGGCUGGGGUUUGCAGCCUGUCCUCGGGGGGAGGCUGGGACUGCCGAGUGGAGGGCGUGCACUGGGA
This is a messenger RNA of Choloepus didactylus (southern two-toed sloth), 1686 nucleotides long. RefSeq names its product N-acetyltransferase 14 (putative) (gene NAT14). The transcript has 3 exons. Bases 584 to 1204 code for a protein of 206 amino acids. Lineage: Eukaryota; Metazoa; Chordata; Mammalia; Pilosa; Megalonychidae. The record is from RefSeq and is a predicted model, not a curated record. Gene Ontology annotation, molecular function: N-acetyltransferase activity.